UUGACAAUAAUAAACCCCUUUACUUGGGUUUUGUCCUUUAGUGAAGCACUGCCCUGUAUCUCACUGCAGAUUUGCAGUAUAAGCCAGCUUUGUCCUUGUAACCUUAUGCCAGUUUGUUGACCAGCUGGUGUUCAUAGCAAUGCUCAAUAUCCUUUGGGUUUAUUGUACUAAUCCUGAAUGACUUUCUGACUGUCUUUUUCUAGUGUUCUCUGUUGGAAAUGUUACUAGACCAGAUAGUGCUAUUUUUAGUUGUAUAGUUUAUUGGCACCAUGAUUUAAGUAUAAGGCUCUUAACUAUACCCAGGGCCACUUCAUGCAUGCUGCCGUGCCACUAUAUAUUUAACAUCACACGUAAUGCUGUCUGGAUUAGGAUUUUGUCUGAGACUGCUGCAACAUACUGUAUGACCAGUAUAAAUCACAAGUUUGAAGGGCAGGCAGUGUCUGGCUGACCAGGUCAAAGAAAGCUGUUAUUCAUGGAACUUCAACACUUGAAUGUCAGUGGAACCGGCGGUAACAGUAAAAAAACAGAAGACAGCGGAACAUGUCAAUGCAUGAGGUUUCCCCAUCGGAGGUGUUUUGUGCUUCUCCUGUCUGUGGGGAUCCUGGUGAUCUUCUACGUAACCACCCUCUUCACUCUUCAUAUAAGCCAGACCCCACUCUGGCUGCUAGGAGGCCAAGAUCUAACUCCUCUCUCUUCUACCAAUGGAAAUGAGGGGGUGUUUUUUUCACCAUACAAUGUAGCCUACCCACAGAAAUAUCAGUUUGUCCUGGAUGAGCCUCAUGAGUGCCAGGACCGCAGCCCCUUCCUGCUUCUGAUGGUGCCAGUAGCUCCUGGUAAUCUGGUAGCCCGGGAGGAUAUCCGGAAGACUUGGGGUAAGGAGAGCCUGGUUCUGGGACGGGCUGUGCGUCUGUUCUUCCUGUUGGGCUUGCCCAGUGGAGCGGAGGCAGAGAGGAUGCAGGAGGAGGUGCUGCUUGAGAACCAGCAGUACCAUGACAUGCUGCAGAGUGACUUCCAGGACAGCUACUUCAACCUGACCAUCAAGACCAUGGUGAUGCUGGAGUGGCUGGCCUCUCGCUGCCCCGGCGCCUCCUUCGCCAUGAAGAUUGACUCUGACAUGUUCCUCAAUGUGCACAACCUGGUCAACAUGCUGAUAGACCCAACUACACCAAAGCACAACUACAUCACUGGGAAGUUCAGCCAAAACACACAAGUGGUGAGAGACCGCACCUCAAAGUGGUACAUUCCCAAUAAGGUUUACCCCAGUACCAAAUUCCCUCCCUACCUUUUGGGAAAUGGUUAUGUCUUUUCCAUAGAUCUUCCUGAGAAGAUAGUGGAAGCAUCUAAACAAGUCCGUGCCAUAUUUUUAGAGGAUGUCUACCUGGGUAUGUGUCUGAGCCAUUUAGGGAUUGCAGCCAGUUACCCACCUAACUCUUCCCUCUUCAAGGUUUCCAUGCCCUACACUCAUAAUCGCUGUUACUACUCUACUGUCAUCACUACCGAAAUGGACCGUGUGAGUGACCUGCUGCGAGUCUGGAAGGACUUACAGAGACCUGGCACCCCCUGCUAAGGACAAUGAAUACCUCUUAAAGCUUUGAAUCCUUACCCUGCUAAGGACAAUGAAUACCUCUUAAAGCUUUGAAUCCUUAUAAGUAUUAAGCACACUAUGUAAGCACAUGCAUACAAGUAUUAAACAAAUAGGUAGGCAAACGCACACACACACAGACACACACACACAGACACACACACACAGACACACACACACACACACACACACACACACACACACACACACACACACACACACACACACACACACACACACACACACACACACACACACACACAGGCAUCAUGGUAUCAUAGUAUAAUUCACUCAUUUUUCAUUUCAUUCUAAAGUAGUAACAUGUUAUUACACAGUAAUUACCAUAUGAUAUCACCAGAUAAUGUUGUUACAAUAACAGCAUUGCUACACAAGUAGAGCUACGUAAUGUGUAGUGUUACUGAUCAGUCUUGCAAGUAUAAUUUCCCAUGACUGUCUUAAAUUCAAAUGGCAACGUGGGAUCUUGUGUGUAUCUAUGAAGUAUCAAAUGAUGUUCUAAGAUCUUCAAAGAUGAGCAUGAUCAGUGUGUAUCACAUUAUCCCAUGUGACAGUAUAGUCUCAAUUUCUGUACAUCAUCAAGACAAACUCAUAUGUGGACACAACAUAACAACUACCUGCUGUUACACACCUGUCUUUUUCUACUGCACAAGAUUUUCACUGUCACUAGAUGGCAGCAGUGAAUUUGACUUAAACGUUUGUCUUGUAUGCUAUUGUUUAGGUUGCUUGUGAUUUGUACACUCAAUUGAUGCCUACUUAAGAUUGAUGUUGUUACAAAUUCCUGUACUGUUUGUAAAAAUGUUAAACUGAAUAAAAACAG
This is a messenger RNA of Salmo salar (Atlantic salmon), 2417 nucleotides long. Its product is annotated as beta-1,3-galactosyltransferase 2. Gene Ontology annotation, molecular function: N-acetyl-beta-D-glucosaminide beta-(1,3)-galactosyltransferase activity. Gene Ontology annotation, cellular component: Golgi membrane. The record is from RefSeq and is a predicted model, not a curated record. Lineage: Eukaryota; Metazoa; Chordata; Actinopteri; Salmoniformes; Salmonidae. Gene Ontology annotation, biological process: protein O-linked glycosylation.